AGCCCCUGGAGAGAGUAUGUCAAUGUCAAUGGCCCAUGUGGGCUUGAACUUAACUCAAAAGGAUUUCAUUUCGCUUGGUGUUCGAUUUGUGGCCAUGGAUAUGCAACAACUUUAGAUUAAUGACGUCCCUGCUGGAGAUUAUCAUGCGAUCCAAAGCGAUUGCUAGGAAAUAUAAUCAGGGCUCUAACGGCGACGACUACGAUCCGAGUGUUGUGCGCCACCAUCACCACCAUCAUCACCAUCAUCUGGAUCUCAGCACGCGGGCUCCGGCCUUUGGUCCCCUGCCGGAUCACACGCAGCUACCCGCCGAGGACUCCUCCGCUUUUGCCAGUCGCCACCACCUGCCACAGACGCCUGCCACCUCCUCGGCAGCCGCCUCGCCACCGCUGGAGCAUCAGCAGCAGCACCAGCAGCACCUGCAGCACCACCCACAAGAACAGCAUCAGCAGCAGCACCACCAACUUCAACAGCAGCGGCAACAGCCACCGCCUCCCACGUUGCCGCUGGCUGGCGCCUCCUCAGCAGCCUCCAGCAUGGAGCAUUUCUUCAACGACCAGGCCCAGGCGGAGCAGCUCCUACAGGAGUGGGCCCGCCGGCGUGAACCUGUCUGUGAUCUGGAUAUCCGUGAUAGUGGCGUCUACGCCAAGACGCAUCUGCAGCGUGGCACUCGCUACGGGCCCUUCCCCGUAAAAAUCUGCCAUCAGCCCAACGAUCCUCAGCUGGCAUGGAAGGCCCAUGCUGGACCCAACUUUAAUGGCUGGCUCGAGCCCACAUCGGACGUGUCGACGUGGCUGAAGAAAAUCCGCUCCGUGAAGGAUAUCGAGUGCAUCGAAGAGGCUAAUUUACACAAUUACAUAAUGGGCGGCUGUUUGUGGUACGAAACGAAUCGGUAUAUCAAUGCAGGCAGUGAAAUGGUAGUGGAUGGCCGUCCCAAGACACCGUACCAGAUCAAUGACAACUUUAUGGCCAGCGGCGGUAUCCUGGCGGCAGCAGCAGCCGCCGCAGCAGCGGCAGCAGUCGCCUCGGGUGCCACCAGUGGCGGGGGGAGUUCAUUACCCAGCGAUGAUCGGAGCGAUCGAGAUAAUGGUUCCCUGUACAGUGGUGACGAAUUCUCCAAAGAUAAGAAAAACUCAUCGCUGAUCAGUCAAGGCGAUAUUGAUUUCACAGACGACGAGAACGGUUUCGACAUACGCUGUGAGGUCUGUGAUAAAGUCUAUCCGGAUUUAGAACGCCUGGACGAUCAUCUGGUGGGCGCCCAUCAUUUCAAGCAGGACGAAUUCCCAUGCAAACUCUGCUCGCAGCGCUUCAGCAAUCGUCCUUUGCUGAUCAAACACGAGGCAAUAUCCCACAAUAAUAUACGCAAAUAUUCCUGCGAGAAUUGUAGCAAGGUAUUUCGGGACUCAUCGAAUCUACAGCGGCAUAUUCGCGCCUACCACGUCGGCGCUCGCUGUCAUCCGUGUCCGGAGUGCGGCAAGACAUUUGGGACCUCGUCGGGGCUGAAGCAGCACCAGCACAUCCACUCCUCGGUGAAGCCCUUCGCCUGCGAGGUGUGCUUCAAGGCGUACACGCAGUUCUCCAAUCUGUGCCGCCACAAGCGGAUGCACGCCACCUGUCGCAUGCAGAUCAAGUGCUCCAAGUGCAACCAGAGCUUCAGCACCGUCACCUCGCUCUCCAAGCACAAGAAGUUCUGCGACUCCACGGGCUCGUACCGCAACCAGCCGCUGGGCCGCCACCAGCAUCCGCUAAACGCCACCUCGACCUCCGGCCAGUCCCAGGGGCCAGCGGGCGACUCCCAGGGAGAAUCUGCAUCAUCGGCUGCUGCUGCUGCGGCUGCCGCUGCCGCUGCCAUGACGACGCCACCCAAUCCCUUCCUCAUGUUCCGCCCAGGACCUCCGUUCUUCCCAGGAUUCCCGCCGUACGGUCUGCCCGGGAUCUUCCCCUCGAGUCCCCUGCGGGCCACCAACUUCCCGCUCUUCUUUCCGAAGCCACCGAUGGACAUGGGCUGUGGCAUGCCGCCCAUGACCUCGCCCAAUGCCGCCUUCCGCCACCAUCCCUUCGCCCUGGAUCUGGAGAGACAGCCGGGCGGAGAGUCGCCCCACCAGGAGCACCAUCAGGCGAAGGCGGGGCGUGGCUCCACGCCCGACGAGAAGAAGCUCAAGUCGGAGCCACUGCUGCAGGUGUCCGAAGAGGACGAGGAGGAGGAGGAGCCAGUCCAGUCCAGCGCUAUGAAAAUGGAGCCAGAAGAUCCGAAGAAGGACCUCCAGCCUGAGGAGCGAAUGGAGCUCAAGCGGGAGAGCUCACCCGAUGAGCAGCAAACCGAAGAUGACAGAAAAUCCAUCGACAUCGUUAGCACGCCACCGCCCACGGACUCGACGACGGACAAGCCCACCGCGGAACUGCCACUCGAUCUGUCCAUUUGCCGCAAGCGUUUCUCCGCCUUCCGCGAACUUCAGCCGCCAGCGUCGCCAGCAUCGCCGGCGUGGCCGCUGAUGCUGCUGCCCGACGAGGAUGCCGAGCCGCCGACGAAGCAGAGCCGCAAGAGCCACAGCUCGGGCGAGUCCUCCACCUCGCGGCAGUCGUACAAGGGCAGCAGUCCCACGCCGAGUGCCUCGCCGGGACCCACCCCAUCGCCAUCGCCGCCCACAAGUGCGGGCGGGGAGAUGAGCAGCAUGUCGGAGGGUGCUGUGGCAGCGGCGCAAGCGUCGGCUGUGGCCGCCGGAGCGGCUGAGGCUGCCACGGCGGCAGCCAUGGCCUGUCCCCGGCCACUGCAUCCGCUGCUGCUGGAGGAGAUCUACCGAUCGCGGGCCCUGGCCGGACUCUCACAGCGCACGUUUCCUUUUUUAUGCCCAACGGGCGGACGGCCAAAUAUUGAGGCGAUGCUGACAGCAGGAGCAGCCAAUGGCAAGGGCUGCUCGACACCCUCGACCAGGCCGCUUCCGCCCGUGAAUUUUCGCGAGGCAUUGCGCUACGCCACCAGUGCCAGUGGCCGCUCACCGAGCGCCCUCAAGACCAAGGAUCGCUACACGUGCAAGUUCUGCGGCAAGGUGUUCCCCCGAUCCGCGAACCUCACGCGCCACCUGCGCACCCACACGGGCGAGCAGCCGUACUCGUGCAAGUACUGCGACCGUGCCUUCAGCAUCUCCUCGAACCUGCAGCGCCACGUGCGGAACAUCCACAACAAGGAGCGGCCCUUCCGCUGCGAUCUGUGCGAUCGGUGCUUUGGCCAGCAAACGAAUCUCGAUCGGCAUGUGAAGAAGCACGAGGCGGAUGCCAAUGGCACCGGCGAGGGCUGUGGCGACUUCCGGGACUCGCCCAGCUCCGCGGAGGCCGAGCGGGACGAGUACUUCGAGGAGAUUCGCACGUUCAUGAAUCGCAUGUACACGCCGAAUAGUUUGGGCGGCGCCGAUGGCGAUACGGAGGAGUAUGCGGGCAGCGAUGAUCAGUUGUCCGUGUCCACCCGUCAGUCCGUCAAUCUGGACAAGGAUGCCAGCAACAAUAAUACCAGCAACAGCAACAACAACAAUAACAACAAAAACAACAACAGCAGCAGCAACAGCAGCAACACGAAUGGAGGCGGCAAGGCCAUUACAGUGAGCACCUGA
This is a messenger RNA of Drosophila obscura, 3602 nucleotides long. RefSeq names its product transcription factor hamlet. Bases 120 to 3602 code for a protein of 1160 amino acids. Gene Ontology annotation, cellular component: nucleus. The transcript is spliced from 8 exons. The record is from RefSeq and is a predicted model, not a curated record. NCBI's taxonomy places the organism in Eukaryota, Metazoa, Arthropoda, Insecta, Diptera, Drosophilidae.